Parastagonospora nodorum SN15 is the source of this 849-nucleotide messenger RNA. RefSeq lists its product as hypothetical. The transcript has a single exon. The record is from RefSeq and is a predicted model, not a curated record. Bases 1 to 849 code for a protein of 282 amino acids. Lineage: Eukaryota; Fungi; Ascomycota; Dothideomycetes; Pleosporales; Phaeosphaeriaceae.
AUGCGUGUCCUGGAUCUUUCCCUCGUGUCUGAAGCGAUUUCCUUCCAGAGCCUCAACCAGACGAUUCGCCAGCUGCCUGAGCUGCGCGAGCUUUACCUCCCGCGCUGCAACUCGUCCUACGAAGCAAAGGAGAGCGCCAUGAACGUCCGCUGGCCGCCAAUUCUCCAGCACCUCAGUCUAUCGGGGAGUGUCAGCGGCCAGUUCCUGUGGGAUAUGUUGCGCAGCCCGGACAACUUCCCGCCCACGCUCGCAAGCAUUAGUAUCCUGCAUUGUCCGGGCCUCGAUCACAAGGGCGUGAGGCCGCUGCUGCAGAAUCUCGCGAGUGCGCUGACGGUCGUGGAACUCCGCGACUUACCCGCUGUCAAACACGGGAGGUUCAACGGCGUGUUGGACUGGUGUCCGAACCUGCAUAGUCUGAGCGUCGCGCUGGAUUACAUCGACGCGAGAUUCGGUAAUGUCCCAGACGAUUGGAAUGCGGGGCGCUGGAGAGAAGCGAAACCCCUUCAGACACUCACGCUCGUGAGUUCGGGCCAGACGAGCAUCGAUCCGAAUCGCAGCUUCACGGCCGUUGAGCUGUGGGCGCUGCUUGACGAGCGGUACCUCGGCCGCUUGCGCUACUUGCAUAUUGCGCAGAGUACGGAGUGGCAUUUGGGGGACGAGGGGGCCGAGGUGGGCGCGCUGGAGUUGCUGUUGACGGAUCAGUUGGACAAGGAGAGUUGGGAACUGCGGCGGUGGCAUUAUGCUGAUUUGCCACCUGUGCGUGAGGGCAUGACGUAUGAGAGAUGGAUCAGGGAGACGAGCAUGGGGCAGAGGAUGAGGCCGCAUGUGAGGAUGCUGAGGAAUCGGUGA